Molecule: messenger RNA, 1503 nt
Organism: Cetraspora pellucida
Lineage: Eukaryota; Fungi; Glomeromycota; Glomeromycetes; Diversisporales; Gigasporaceae
Source: the annotation of a GenBank genome assembly
GGAAAAACUAAAUAUGUUAGAUUUUCAAAAACUAAAAGAGGAUUAAUACCAACAAUUUUAAAAUUACUUAUAAAACAAAGAAAACAAGCAAAAAAAGAUCGUAGUAGAUAUGAUAAAUCUGAUAUAGCAUAUGUUAAUGAAUUAACUGAGAGUCAUAUGAAUCAAGGAGAUUCUGAAAAUUUAGCUAUUACAAAAACAUUAGCAUUUAUUGAAAAAAAUUAUAAUUAUUAUAAUAUUUUACAAGAUGUUUUAAAGAGAAUAGCCAAUUCUAUUUAUGGUCAAUUCAGUAAUCAAUAUUCUAUUAUAUGUGAUUAUGAAGUAUCAGCCAGUGUCACUGCAUUUGCUAGAAAUUACAUAACAAUGGCAACUGAAUACAUGAAAAAUAAAGAGAUUUCUGAAUCGAUAAAAGAAAAGAAAUUUAUUUGGAAAUAUACCAACACUGAUUCAAUAUUUUUUUCUUUAUCACCCAUAUUGAUAAAUGAAAUUAUUAAAAAAUAUGAAUUUCGAUUAUUAGAUAAAAAUGUAAAUGAAGAAGAUUUUAGUAAAAUAAUAUAUGAUAUUAGAAAAGAGAUAGUACUUGUAUUAUAUGAAGAAGGUAUUAAUUUACAAAAUGAAAUCAAUGGAUGGAUGGCUAAUAAAAUGGAAUCUCCUUAUAUUGUUAUGGAAAUGGAAAAAGUUAUUAGUUCAAAUUUAUAUAUAUCAAAAAAGAAAUAUAAUGGAUUAAUAUAUGAUAAACCUGAAUAUUAUUACGAUAAUGAAUGGAAAGGUUUAGAUAAUCAUAUUAAAGAAGUAUUAAAAGUUGAUAAUGUGACAAAAGAAAUGAUUGAUGAAUACAUUAAGACAGCAAAUGAAUAUACUUUAUUAUCACAUGGUAGAAAAUUUGAUAAUUUAUUAGCAAAAGGAACAGAUUUAGUUAGACGAAAUGCAAUUUUAAUAACUCGUGUGAUAUUGAAAAAAUUACUUUAUACGAUAUUUGAUUACAAAGAAUAUAGUAAAUAUUUAUAUAAUAAAAAAUUCACAAAAAUAGAGGAAUAUCAGAAUUUUAUUAAUUUUAAUGAAGAUGAAUGGUGCAGAGAUAUAAGUAAAAAAAUAGUUGAAGAUUUUAUUAAAUAUCUUUAUUCAAAAGAAACUGAAUUGGAAUUAGAAUUAUUUGAACAAAAUGCAAGAAACAACGAAGAAGAAGAUAAUGGUGAAAUGACAUUUAUUGAAUUAACAAAUCAUAGAUGUUUUAAAUAUAAUAAUCAAGGAAAAUGGGAGAUUGUAAAUAAUAAAAUUGUUCUUUAUGAUGAAAAAGGAAAUUUAAUUGAUUUUUCUAGAAAUAGAGAAAAUCAAAAAGGAUGGGAACGAUCAGAUCGAGAUUAUAUUUAUUUACAAAAAGAUGAAUUAAAAGAAGAUGGUUCAGUAAUUGAAUAUAAAGAAGUUGAAUUAAAACAAGUAUCCGAUGAAGACACAACAUCUUAUGUUAAGAAAUUUGUUGCUGAUAUGAAAUUAAUUGGUGUUGAA